Messenger RNA from Sorghum bicolor (sorghum), 843 nucleotides. RefSeq names its product signal peptidase complex catalytic subunit SEC11C. Gene Ontology annotation, molecular function: serine-type endopeptidase activity. The record is from RefSeq and is a predicted model, not a curated record. Gene Ontology annotation, cellular component: membrane; signal peptidase complex. Lineage: Eukaryota; Viridiplantae; Streptophyta; Magnoliopsida; Poales; Poaceae. Bases 78 to 626 code for a protein of 182 amino acids. The transcript has 8 exons.
AAAGAUGGUAAAUAUGUAUGACACAUUAUAAGUGAUAAUCGGGUGAGAGACGCCGGCGCGGCGCCAGAGAAGAACAGAUGGAUUCCCUGCGCAACAUGGUGGAGCCGAUUCGGACGAUGCAGAUCCGCCCCGUGCUCGCCCAAAUCAUCACCCUAGGGAUGAUCCUGACUUCGGCAUUGAUCAUAUGGAAAGGAUUGAUUAUCGUAACAGGGAGUGAGUCACCAGUUGUGGUGGUUCUAUCUGAAAGCAUGGAGCCUGGAUUUCGAAGGGGUGAUAUCCUGUUUUUACACAUGAAUAAGGACCCUGUCCGCACGGGAGACAUAGUUGUUUUCAAUAUUGAGGGCCGUGAUAUUCCAAUUGUCCAUCGUGUGAUCAAGGUUCACGAACGCCAUGGUAUGGCAGAAUUUGAUGUCCUCACAAAAGGUGACAAUAACCGUGACGAUGACCGAAUGGGAAUGCUGUAUGCAAAUGGGCAGCUUUGGCUUCAGCGACAGCACAUUAUUGGACGGGCUGUUGGCUAUCUGCCUUAUGCUGGGUGGCUUACAAUCGCCAUGACGGAGAAACCAGUCCUCAAGUAUCUGCUAAUUGGUGCACUGGGGCUGCUGGUUGUAGCAUCCAAGGAGUGAAGUUGAAGAUAGAUAGGGUUGAUUAGGAGUGAGAAGAGAAGCUGUAUCUGUAUAGCACCGGGCACAGGAGCUGUAGAGCAACGCGGCUACUAUUAUGUAUGGUUCACAAAACUGAACUAAGAGAACAAUUGGAACCAAAAAGAAAAGGGUACACUGGAACUGUAUUUAUUUGUUUGUUUGCAUAUAUGAAGUGAACAAUGCCGGAGUACAAGUAUAA